This is a messenger RNA of Cucurbita pepo subsp. pepo (vegetable marrow), 1836 nucleotides long. Its product is annotated as beta-1,3-galactosyltransferase 7. The record is from RefSeq and is a predicted model, not a curated record. Gene Ontology annotation, molecular function: beta-1,3-galactosyltransferase activity. Gene Ontology annotation, cellular component: Golgi membrane. Lineage: Eukaryota; Viridiplantae; Streptophyta; Magnoliopsida; Cucurbitales; Cucurbitaceae.
ACAGACAGGUUUAUAAUUCUUCCGAAACCGCGCACGACUGGUGGCGCGAUUAAUCAAACCCCCAAAUCCCCAUUCGUUUCAUCCUUUCGCCGCCUUCAUCCUCUGACUUCCAUAAAAAACGCGCCCAAUUGAUUCAUAAACAAUCCCAAUUUCAUUCACCUUUCGUCUUCCUCCUGGUGGGUCGUCUGUCUUUUGAGAGAUUCCCCAUUUCACAGAGGAAAAAAGAUGAAGAAUCGUGGCUUUAGAAAGAUCUCCAUCGUAUGGUUUCCUUUCUUUUGUUUCCCCUUCUUCCUUCUCGGUAUGCUCGUCACAAACAGGAUAUGGUCGGUGCCUGAAUCCAAUGGUCAGGUCAUCUCUCGGCAUCGCCAUGAGCAGGAACUUCAAAUCGUCUCUGAAGAUAACCCUAUUAAGAUGCCAGCGGAGAAAAGGGAUAUGAUGACCGAAGUUUAUAGAACUAACGAAGCAAUCAAAUCUUUAGACAAGAAAAUUACAAUGCUUAACAUGGAUUUAGUGGAGGCUAGGAAUUCUCGGGAGGUACACUCCUCUGAGAAUUACACCCCUUCUGUUGAAUCUUCUGUUCAAGACAACCUGCCAAAGAAGAAGAUGUUAAUGGUGAUUGGGAUAAACACCGCGUUUAGUAGUCGAAGGCGUCGAGAUUCUGUUAGAGAGACGUGGAUGCCUCGAGGUGAAAAGCUGUUCCAGUUGGAGCGAGAGAAAGGGAUUGUCGUUCGGUUUAUGAUUGGCCAUAGCGCAACAUCGAACAGCAUUUUAGAUCGCGCUAUUGAUUCUGAAGAUUCCUUGCACAAAGAUUUCCUUAGACUGGAGCAUAUUGAAGGGUACCACGAAUUGUCUGCAAAAACAAAAGCCUUCUUUUCCACUGCCGUUUCUAUAUGGGAUGCUGACUUCUACGUUAAGAUAGACGACGAUGUCCAUGUGAAUUUAGGGAUGCUAGCUACCACUCUGGCUUACCACCGGUCAAAGCCCAGAGUUUAUAUUGGAUGCAUGAAAUCUGGACCUGUUCUAUCUUCAAAGGCUGUCAAAUACCAUGAACCUGAAUUCUGGAAAUUUGGAGAGGAGGGAAAUAAGUACUUCAGACAUGCAACUGGACAGAUUUAUGCAAUCUCAAAGGAUCUAGCCAACUACAUUGCGAAUAAUCAGCUAAUUUUGCACAAAUAUGCUAAUGAAGACGUGUCGCUCGGUGCUUGGUUAAUUGGGCUUGAAGUCGAGCACAUAGAUGACCGCAAUAUGUGCUGCGGGACUCCACCUGAUUGUGAGUGGAAGGCACAGGCAGGAAACAUGUGCGUUGCAUCAUUUGACUGGAGUUGCAGUGGAAUAUGCAAAUCUGUGGAGAGGAUCAAGAAUGUCCAUGAAAAGUGUGGUGAAGGGAGUGCGGCUGUCUGGAGUGCCUUAAUCUAGCUCAACGCUUCUCUUUGUCUUGGAUUUUUGAUAUCAUUCAGCUGUGAUCAGACAAAAGCUGGACACUGUUUGGGAGUUCAACUGGCCACGAAACGUUAUGUCGAAACACUGCACGUAAAACCUCGAAAGAAGGUAACGUAUGAGCGUGCAGUGGUGGAAUGCAUUCGUCGAAAAAAAGUGGUUUCUACCACAAAACUUCCAGUUUUGUUCGUGGGAGUCAGAUUCAUUUAUACCUCUGUUUGUUGCUUGAUCAUAGGACUUAGGUAAUACAGCCAGUGUAUUGUGUAAUUUAGGCUGAUUUCUUAUUUUGGAUGUGUCGGACUCUGUUUAUUUAUGUCAUUUCUUUGUAUAGUGUAAAGAGAAUGAUUGUUUCUAUCCGAAGUGAUUGUAUUUUCUGUAGCCUUGAGCUGGUCGAUGAUA